UAAUAAACACGUGGCAGGUAAACGGAAAUGGAUUGUUCUAGCAAGCACGGCGGUUAGUUUUUUCCGACUCUUCCGGCACAAGACAGAACAACAACCCUUCUCGAUCAAGGCUCAACAAUGGCUUCCUACGGUUACGGCGGUAGAGAAUCUUUCUCCCCUUCAGCUCCGCCCUUACCCGCCGCCACUGACGAGCCCCAGCUUUCUCACCCAUAUCAUCCCGCACCUUCUACCUCGUCCCUCCACCCCCCGACAAAUUCCUCCGUUCCCAGCUAUGCUCCGACAACUUAUUCCGUUCCCAGCUAUGCUCCUCCUCCUCCUUCGUCUCAGCCUCAUCUUCAAAGUAGCAGCAGUUAUGGACCGAGUCCAUCGUAUGGGUACGACUCGCAUAUUGCUUUUCCUCCGGGCACUCAUCCGGAUGUCAUACGGAGCUUCCAAAUGGUGGAUUCGGACCGUAGCGGUUUCGUUGAAGACAAGGAGCUCCAACAGGCCCUCGCUUCGGGUUACCAAAAGUUCAGUCUCAGGACAGUCCGUUUGCUAAUCUUUCUCUUUAAGAACCCAAAUGAAUCUUCUCUCAGAACUGGGCCCAAGGAGUUUGCAGCUCUGUGGAGUUAUCUGGGGCAAUGGAGGGAAACCUUUGAGAGGUUCGACAGAGAUAGGAGUGGGAGAAUUGAUGGAAGAGAACUAAGAGAUGCUCUCUACAGUCUUGGGUAUUUGGUGCCUCCUCCUGUCCUUCAACUUCUGGUUUCCAAAUACGAUGGCGACAGUGCUGGGCUGGACUUUGAUAGUUUUGUUGAAUGUGGGAUGAUUUUUAAGGGUUUGACAGAGAAGUUUAAAGAGAAGGAUGUGGGGUAUACAGGAUCUGCUAAGUUGAGUUAUGAUGAGUUCCUGUCAAUGGUCAUCCCUUUUCUCGUGUCAUACUAGGAACAGAAGGACGAGGACUGAAGUAACCACACUCUCAAGGAAAGGUUAAGGCUAGAGUCCUACUACCUGCACCUUUGCCUAGGGUGACUGAUCAAGGAGGAAGACGUGGUUCGUGCUUCCAUUCAUCUUCAAAACUGAUAAACUGCUCAUGGAUAUUUUUAACAAUGUUUUCUAUUAAAACAUUUGGGGGCCUGCGUGCCCGUAUUUGCCACGUGUGGCUCAGCAUCAAACAUAUCUUAUUUUCCGCAUUUGUUUGACUAAUAUAUAUUGAUGUUGAUUGUAUGGGUUUACUAAUCGGCUUGGCAAUAGAACUCAACGGACGCCUUGUAUGAUUUGAUAAGGAUGAACUACGUUGUUCUUAUUGGGUUGUACGGCGGUUGUCUACGUGGCACGGAUGCGGUCCGGGGCGUGACAAUUAAAUGGUAUCAGAGCCAUCGAUUUCUAAACUAUAUAAUUAACCUCUCAAUAUAGUAUCAUCAAAAAAAGUUUUGAACAAAACCAUGAGCAAAAGUUUUUGUACUUAAGGAACCGUUGGAAACCAAGUUAUUGACCUCUUAUUGUUAAGACGGUACCCUUAACAGUUUGUUGGCCAUAACGUUGGACCAAGUGGUGUCUUUUGUACUAUUCCGUCAAUUGACA
Messenger RNA from Cuscuta epithymum, 1560 nucleotides. NCBI's taxonomy places the organism in Eukaryota, Viridiplantae, Streptophyta, Magnoliopsida, Solanales, Convolvulaceae. The record is from the annotation of a GenBank genome assembly.